Molecule: messenger RNA, 5907 nt
Organism: Glarea lozoyensis ATCC 20868
Lineage: Eukaryota; Fungi; Ascomycota; Leotiomycetes; Helotiales; Helotiaceae
Product: C-terminal autoproteolytic of nucleoporin nup98
Exons: 6
Coding region: 1-5907 (1968 amino acids)
Biological process (GO): protein import into nucleus; RNA export from nucleus; post-transcriptional tethering of RNA polymerase II gene DNA at nuclear periphery
Cellular component (GO): nuclear pore cytoplasmic filaments; nuclear pore
Molecular function (GO): structural constituent of nuclear pore
Source: RefSeq, a predicted model, not a curated record
AUGUCAGGUUUCGGUGGCUUUGGCGGCUUCGGCGCGAACAACAACAAUAAUACUACGCCAGCUUUCGGUGGUGGAUUUGGGGCAAACAACACAGCGAACACAGGCUUUGGCUCGACGACCAACACAGGCUUCGGUGCUACGAACAAUACAACAGGCUCUGGACUCUUUGGGGGUAAUAAUACUAGUGGUUUUGGGGGCGCUGGAGGUGGCUUUGGUAGUUCGACUGGUGCAUUUGGGGCUCCUAAAUCCGGCGGUUUCGGCGCGACAAACACCAGCACUUCUGGUAGCAUAUUUGGAGGAGGAAAUACAACAACCACAAGUGGAGGGUUUGGCGGAGGUUUUGGUCAGACUUCGGCCCCUGCGACGGGUUUUGGCGCACCUGCUGCGAGCACCGGUGGAUUAUUUGGUCAACCAAAAACUACUGGCUUUGGUGGCACAAGUACCUUUGGUAAUAAUAAUGCAACUCCUGCGUUUGGCGGUGCAUCGACAGGCGCGUUUGGGGCUCCCGCAAGCACCGCGUUGGGAGGUGCUACAGGAGAGUGUCAAGGCACAGGAAGUGUUCCUUUCUCGCCUUUCAUCGAAAAGGAGCCAAACAGCACCAACAACCAACAGAAUGCCUUCCAGAGCAUCAGUUUCCAGCAACCGUAUCAAAAAUGGUCUCCUGAGGAGCUGAGACUGGCGGAUUAUCAGCAGGGUCGAAAGACAGCUAACGCUAGUGGUCAAGCUGGAGCGUUUGGUGCUAGCACUGGGUUUGGAGGAUCAUUCGGAGCCAGCAAUACGGCCAGCGGUUUUGGCGCCAAUAACAAUAAUACUAAUACGGGAGGUGGUUUGUUUGGUAACAAUGCAUCUUCCACUACCAAUUCUCCCUUUGGCGCUAGUCAACCUGCUGCGUCUGGCUUUGGUGCGUCAACGGGUGGAGGCAUUUUUGGUGCCGCUAAACCGGCAACGACAGGUUUAUUUGGAGCUCAGCCUGCUCAACAGUCUACCGGUCUUUUUGGACAGCAAAACAACACAUCCAGCGGUUUUGGCACUGGAGCAUCGACUACACCUUUUGGCGCUACCAAUACUGCUGGUGGUGGACUGUUCGGUAACAACUCAAACUCGGCGGCCAAGACACCAUUUAGCUUUGGAACUUCGCAACCAGCUACUGGGGGAACUGGGUUCGGUACUGCAACAUCAGGAGGAUUUGGUGCUGCUGCAGGAACAUCAGGUUUUGGCGCUAGCAACACGGGCACAUCUCUCUUCGGUGGGCAGCAGCAGCAGCCAGCUGCUACUAGCACAACGUUUGGUGGAUUUGGCGGCGCAGCAGCAGCUCAACCAGCUACAUCUACCUCACUGUUCGGUGCGCAAAAGCCGGCAACAGGCAUGUUUGGGGCUCCUGCAGCUACCAACACGGGUACGGGACUAUUUGGAAAUACCUCCACCGCAAAUUCAAACCCAUUUGGUGGCACCAAUAAUACUAAUCAAGGCACCAGCAAUCUUUUUGGCGCCCAAAAGCCCGCUACCACAGGUCUCUUUGGUAACACCAAUACACAGACAAAUACUGGAGGGAGUUCGCUAUUCGGCGGAUUUGGAGGCCAGAAUCAAAAUAACCAGCAACAGCAGCAAACGGGCAACUCCCUCUUUGGUGGGCUGGGUAAUAAUAACAACCAGCAGCAGCAGCAAAAGCCGUCUUUGUUCGGCCAAUCUCAACCUGCGAACAACAGCCUCUUUGGUGGUAACAACAACCAGCAACAAGGCAGCAGUCUUUUUGGUAACACCCAGCAAAACCAGCAGCCCUCAAAUUCUUUGUUUGGCGGUAAUAAUUCCCUGCUUGGCAACUCUGCUCAAGGACAACAAGGCGGCCAAUCUCUGACCGCGAGCAUCAAUGAUAGCGCUGCUUAUGGUGGUACAUCACUUUUCUCCAGUCUGCAAUCAACCCAAAUCAAUAAUCCCGGGCCUAUUGCAACCCCUCUCUCUAGUGCCGUCAAGCAAAAGAAGAAUGCGGCUCUCCCAAUGUACAAGCUGAAUUCUGCGUCUACCUCACGCUUCUCCACGCCACAAAAGCGCGGCUUUGGUUUUUCUUACAGCAAUUAUGGUACGCCAGGUAGUGCUUCCAGCACCUCCAGCACACCAGGUACAUUUAGUAGCAACACGUUCAGCCGUACACUUAAAGCCAGUGCGUCGACAAGUAGCCUUCGUCGAAGCUUCAACACCGAGGAUAGUAUUCUUGCUCCUGGUGCAUUUUCGGCUAGCCCAAGCACCAGACACUACGGUAGCACUGGAAGUGUGAAAAAGUUGAAUAUCAACAGAAAUCUACGUAAUGAUCUGUUUUCACCGCCCAAUCCUCAACAGGCCCCAGCGGCCCCAAGUCAGGGCGGCAUCCUGAAGAAACGUGUGUCUUUCGAAGCACACACUGCAACAAACGGCGUUAGCACUUCCAGCCCACUCAAAAACAUCACCAACGGAUCCAGCCCAACAUCAGAGGAAAUGGGACUCCUUCGACCGUCCGCCAAGGCUAAUGGUAAGCAACCAUCGAACCAAUCACCGCCUGAGAUGGAACAGGUUCAAAACAAUGAGCUCGCUGUGGUUCAUGAGGAAGAGGCCGCGAAUCCAACACCUCGUGCCCUGCCCGAAAAGAUCAGCCAAGAAGAUCAAGAAGUUGGGGAAUAUUGGAUGAAGCCCAGUCUGGCGGAAAUCAAAAACAUGAACCGCACUCAGCGACAAAAGGUAUCGAACUUGAUCGUUGGUCGGGAAGGUUGUGGUCAAGUCACCUUUGGAAGCCCAGUUGAUCUGACACUGGUUAAUGUUGACGACAUUAUCGCCAAAAUCGUGAAGUUCGACAUUAGAUCAUGUACGGUGUACCAAGAUGACGCUACCAAGCCGCCAAUGGGGAAGGGCCUGAACGUCCCUUCCAUUAUCUCGCUGCAGAACUCGUGGCCACGUAAGAAGGAUAUGAAGACUCCCUCCGGUGAAAAGAAUGGUCACCGAUUUCAAAAACAUAUCGAAAGAUUAAGAAGAGUUAAGGAUACCAAGUUCUUGAAUUACGACAAAGACACUGGUGUUUGGACUUUCUCUGUCGAGCACUUUACCACUUAUGCUGCUCCCGAUGAAGACGACGAGACUGAAAUGGAGGAGGUCAGUGAGUUCGGCCAAAGCACCCUUAGCGCACCACCAGAUACUCCUACACCAUCAUCUCGUGAUGUGGACCAAUCUUUUGCGUCUGUUUCUCAGAUCUCCAUGGUCUCACAGACUGAAUCUGAUCCUGAGGACACUUUCGAUUUCAAGACUAGCAAAAGAAAGAAGGUUGUUCUUCCAGGGGCUUUUGACGAGCAGGCAGCAUAUUACGAAGAUGACGAGGAAAUGGAAGAGACCCAGGAAGACGAAACAUACGAAGAGUCUUUUUUAGAUAAUCGCUCCGUGGGUUCGCAGUCGGAAAAUGGCGUCGAUGAGCCGAUGGAUCAGGCCGACGAUUUUCAAGACGACGAAUCUGUCAGCAUUGCGGAUCAGGAGAUGGCGGGCUCUUAUCCCCAGGCUGGCAAUACCGCGGAGCUCGAUGAGGAGGAUUCGCAAGACGGCUAUGAUGCCAUCGAAGAAGAUUCUGGGACUCAGAAUGCCCUCGUAAGAGCAAGACUGAGAGCGUCUCAAAAAGCCGCGACACCUAUGAAGACGAGGUUCUCAGCUGGUAACGACUGGACUGCCACGUUGAGAAAAACGGUGAGCCCUAAGAAGCAAGACCGUGCUCUUUUGAAGACCCUGAUUCAUUUUGACGACGAUUCGCUGCCAGACUUCGAACCGACGCCGACUGCGAAGAGGGUUGUUGCUGAUGGACGUGGUUUCGCUACUAGCAUUGAUUUAAUGAACUCCUUAUUUGGUCAGACGAAGAGUCCCGCAAAGCCGGCAAAAACACCAGCCAAGGGCAAAGGUUUCGAGUGGCCAUAUGCAAAGCGAUCAAAAACAUUCGACAAUGAUAUGAGCAACAUGACCGACAUUGACCGUGCUUAUCAUAGUUCUAUGAGACCUAGCUGGGGGCCAGACGGCACGCUAGUGUACUCUGGACACGCUGAUGUGAAAUCCUCACGACGUGGCCGAGAGAAAAAUGGAUUGAUGGUGAUCCAAAAAGGCGCUAUUGUCUCGGAAGGUCGGGAUGUGCGCUUUGCAAAAUUCACAAAUGAGCGAUCUGCUGCACUUCUUGAAAAGCACAAAACAAUCAGCAAUGUUACCAUUGUUAAUGGUAUCCCAUAUGCGAAGCUACCUGAGAAUACCUCCUUUUUACGGUUUCGCGAGGAUGGUCAGACUCGAGAUCCUGCUGCGACCCAUGAGCAGCUCGUCUGGUCUCUUGCCAGCAUUCUCUGGGACCCUGUAGAAGUUCCUGAGACCCUUCGGAACGUUGAAAAUAUUGAGGCACGCUUACGUCGCGAUAGAUUCUCUACAUUCUGGCAAGAUCUGGUCGCACGUGCAUCCUCUCAGCAUGUAGCACUUGCCAAAUCAGAAGAGGAAAAGGCCAUUGCAGCUCUCGCCGGACACAACAUUACCGAUGCAUGUAAGCAUCUCAUCAAUGGCAAGAACUUCCAUUUGGCUACUUUGGUGGCCACCAUUGGAGCGAAAGCAUCGGUUAAGAAAGACAUUCGCAAGCAACUGCAAGAUUGGCAGAAAGACAACAUGCUAUCAGACUUUAGUGAAGCGAUUCGGGCGCUCUACGAACUGCUCGCUGGCAAUGUUGCGGUCUGUGCAGGCUCCAAAGGUGUUAAGGGCGAAGAUCGUGUGGAGUCAUUUGGUAUUUCCAAGCGCUUCGGACUUGACUGGAAACAAGCCUUUGGGUUGCGUCUGUGGUACGGUGCUCUUCCAAGUGAACCCAUUGAAGCCACCGUGGAGCUCUUUACCGACGACAUCGUCAAUGGAAAGGAGAGUGCUCGACCCCAGGCUUGGUAUGUUGAAGAAAGAAUACCUACCUUGUGGGAGGAUGAAGAGCGAGACAACCGAGAAGACUUGCUCUAUGGUCUUUUGAAACUUCACACUUUCAGCAACGCUGAGAUACAAGCGGUACUGUGCCCGCCGAAUUCGCAACUCUCGCCUGUCGAUUUCCGCCUUAGUUGGCAACUCGCUCAAGCUCUUACAAAUGCUGGUGUUGUUAGCUCUGUCGAUGAAGCGAGGGAAAAUGAGUUGACUCACACGUUGGACGAGCUUACCCUUUCGUUCGCUGCGCAACUCACCAAUGAAGGUAGUUGGCUUGACGCUAUCUUUGUUCUUCUCCAUCUUUCCGCUGCUGAUCCGAGAGCGAAAUCGAUUCAGGAUAUCCUUGCUCAGUUUGCAGGUGGGAUUGGUGCCGAAAACAGUCAGACUUUCAACGUACUUAGCCAGUCUUUCAAGAUUCCGAUCCCUUGGAUUUGGGAGGCCAAGGCUCUGUACAUGCGUAGCGUCGAAAGGAACCCUACAAAAGAAGUCGAAUGCUUGAUCAAAGCCAGUUCGUUCAACGAAGCACAUCACACAUUCGCCAGAGAGGUAGCGCCGAAGACAAUUGUUGAGCUCGACUAUGAUGUUCUCCGAACACUUCUCGACUCUUUCAAGGGCCAAGAAGAUACGAUUUCUGAGUGGCACCUGGGUGGCCAAAUCUAUUCCGAUUUUCUUACACUCUUGGAUUCGCAGAAGAAAUACGGCCACAAAGUCGAUCUCCAAGCUUUGGACAGAUUGCUUUCUGGCCUGCCUGCUGUCGUUGAGAAGUCACGGAAACCAAGUUUUAUGGAAACGGUAGCAGUGGAGACGAUCAGUGGGACGGUCGCGAAGCAGGUGGUCGCUUUGGGAAAGAUGGGUGAGAAAGCGGAUUUGCCAAAGAUCCUGCGGCUACCUCUGACUGAAGAUAACUACCUUCGACAUAGCGUUGAUCUCAGCCUUGAAUAUUAUCGAAGUGCUAUCUCAUCAACAAAGUGA